This is a messenger RNA of Lathyrus sativus (Indian pea), 1260 nucleotides long. The record is from the annotation of a GenBank genome assembly. NCBI's taxonomy places the organism in Eukaryota, Viridiplantae, Streptophyta, Magnoliopsida, Fabales, Fabaceae.
AUGAAUAACAUUGCUGGGAGACCACUUAAUGAAGAUGAUGAGGAAGAUGAAGUUAAUGAGGAUGGACUUGAAGCAUGGGAGAGAGCUUAUACAGAAGAUAGAUCAUGGGAGUCUUUGCAGGAGGAUGAAUCUGGGCUUCUUCGUUCUAUUGAUACUACAACCAUGCAACAUGCUCAGUAUCGUAGGCGCCUUCGCGCCCUUGCUUCAAAUGCAGCUACUGCACGAAUUCAGAAGGGUUUGAUACGAUACUUAUACAUUGUUGUUGACCUGUCCAAGGCAGCUUCAGAGAGGGACUUUCGACCUAGUAGAAUGGCUGUGAUUGCAAAGCAGGUGGAGACUUUUAUCAGGGAGUUCUUUGAUCAGAAUCCACUUAGUCAUGUUGGUUUGGUGACUACCAAAGACGGGGUUGCUAGCUGCUUGACAGAUCUUGGUGGCAGUCCUGAGUCCCACAUCAAAGCUUUGAUGGGUAAACUAGAAUGCUCAGGUGACGCCUCCCUACAAAAUGCACUAGAUCUUGUUCAUAGCAAUCUAAAUCAAAUCCCAUCAUAUGGCCAUCGAGAAGUUCUGAUUUUAUAUUCGGCCCUCAGUACCUGUGAUCCCGGUGAUAUCAUGGAAACCAUCCAGAAAUGCAAAAAGGGAAAAAUGAGAUGCUCUGUCAUUGGUCUCGCUGCUGAAAUGUUUAUAUGCAAACAUCUUUGCCAAGAAACUGGAGGAACAUACUCCGUUGCACUGGAUGAGUCCCACUUUAAAGAGUUAAUUCUAGAGCAUUGUCCACCACCUCCAGCAAUAGCAGAAUAUGCUACAGCUAAUUUGAUUAAGAUGGGUUUCCCACAAAGAGCAGCUGAGGGCUCUGUUGCAAUUUGUGCAUGUCACGAAGAGGCUAAGACAGAAGGGGGAUACACUUGUCCAAGAUGCAAAGUUCGUGUUUGUGAGCUUCCUACUGAAUGCCGCAUCUGUGGAUUGACCCUUAUUUCUUCACCUCAUUUGGCAAGGUCAUAUCACCAUCUCUUCCCUAUAGUGCCGUUUGUGGAGAUCUCUGCAUCAAUUCAAAAUGAUCCAAGCCACACGUUUCCCAACACUUGUUUUGGUUGUCAAGAAAGUCUUGUUAGUCAGGGAAACAAGCCUGAACUUUCUGUCUAUUGCCCAAAAUGCAAACAACAAUUCUGCUUUGAUUGUGACAUCUACAUUCACGAGAGCUUACAUAACUGCCCAGGCUGUGAGAGUUUCAGGCAUUCUAAGUCAAUUACUACUGCUCAAUGA